UUUGACCUAGUAACCUAGGACUUUGGCCUAUUUUUCAAAAACUUGAACUAUUUGAACUGAAGGGACAGGUUAAGUAGAAUCAUGCUUCAUGGCGAGCUAUGAUAACUCUUGUUGUAUGUACAUUCUACUUUUCAUUUCUGUCCAGAACUACAUGUAUAUAUAUAUCGAGAUUCAUACGCACGUUGUUCACAUUCAGGAGGAAAUGGCUACCAUUGCUCUUUGGUAAAGAUAUCGAAGAAAAAACAUUAUAAAUAUAAAUAAAAUAUUUUGAAAUUGAUAAAAGCUAUCUUGCUUCGCAGGCAAUAUCCUCACUUGCAUGCGCCAGAUAUUUCGACACAGUGGAGUAGCCAUAUGCAAUUGAGGGAUGGAGACUGAAAAGUGUUCGACACUACCUCCACUAGAGGCGGGAACCCUCCGAAUAUACAGUAUGCGCCUUUGUCCAUUUGCUGAAAGAACUAGGCUGGUGCUUGCCCACAAAAACAUACCAAAUGAAGAAGUAAAUAUCAACUUGACUAAAAAGCCUGAAUGGUUUAUGGAAGAGAUAAAUCCUUUGGGAAAGGUUCCUGCUUUACAAAAAGAUGACAAGAUUAUAUACGAGUCGGGAGUUUGCAGCGAUUACCUGGACCAAGUGUAUCCGGGCAACAAAUUGACCCCUGAUGACCCUUACCAGCAGGCCAAGGACAGGAUUUUGGUGGAACACUUUGGGCAGGUGACUACGCAAUACUACAAACUGUUACUGGGAAAGCCAGAUGGAUAUUCUGCAGCGGCGGAGACUCUUAACAAGUUGUUGUUGGAAUUCGACAAAGAACUCCAGAAGAGGGGACAUUUCUUUGGAGGAGAAAAACCGCAGAUGGUUGAUUACAUGAUAUGGCCCUGGUUCGAGCGAUUUCCUGCGAUGGAACAGCUAGUAAACCAAACAUUUUUAACAGAUGGAUCCAAAACAAACUUGGCAGCGUAUGUAAACAGGAUGUCGGAUAUUCCAGCAGUCCAAAAGUGUCGUCUGCCCGUGGACAAUCACCUUAAAUUUUAUCAGAGCGUUAAGAAUGGCGCCGCUGACUAUGACGUCGGACUUGAAUGAUUUCAUAACAUAUAGACUUGGAUGUGUUGUAUAUAUAUUGAAUACAAAUAGCUACAGUUUAGAAAAAUUACAAAGUUUAUGGCAUUUUUCACUACUAAAAUAAAAUCACAGUUUUGUUAA
Molecule: messenger RNA, 1198 nt
Organism: Ostrea edulis (European flat oyster)
Lineage: Eukaryota; Metazoa; Mollusca; Bivalvia; Ostreida; Ostreidae
Product: glutathione S-transferase omega-1
Exons: 5
Coding region: 365-1078 (237 amino acids)
Biological process (GO): glutathione metabolic process
Cellular component (GO): cytoplasm
Molecular function (GO): glutathione dehydrogenase (ascorbate) activity; glutathione transferase activity
Source: RefSeq, a predicted model, not a curated record